AUGCUGCCGAUUGCCCACGGUCUCCUAGAUGAAGGCCAUUCGGUAAGCUUCCUGGCCCACGACGAAACGGUCAAAAAGAUCAAGAUGUUGGUGCCGCAGGCCACUUUGGUGGACAUCGGCUCCUCCGGGUUUGACCGGGAGAAGGGAGCGCCAGUGCAGGAGGCCCUGCAGACUGUGUCGUACGGGGUGGCGCAAUUCCUCUCGUCCCUCACCAUGCCGCUGUUGGGCAGCCUGCUCGGAGGCUCCAUGGCGCUGACGCUGAAGCCACACCUGAUGGAGAUGAGGCCUGACGUGCUCUGCGUGUCCUUCAUUUAUCCUGCCCACUACGCCUUGGGGGAGGCAUUGGGCAUACCGGUCGUGGGCAUCGGUUGGGGCACACCGAGCUGGCUAACUUCCCAGAUCGACCUGCCCUGGGCCACCGAACCCAACGUGGGGUCCAUCCGCUCGCGCCAGGAGCUCUAUGAUAGCCCUCUGCUGUUGCUGGAGAACACCAUGGUACGCAUCUUCGGUUUUUUUGCCUUGCGCAUCGCCAGCGUCCUCAACAUGUACUUGCGCUACCGCCUCGGGCAUCCUCGGCCCUUGGAGGUGUGGGAGUUUGACACCGUCCUACAGCACCCAGCCAUCAUCAGCACCCUUCCAGAACUGACCACAGGCAUGCCGACUGCCUGGAGCCCAUACACGUUCACUGUCGGCAUCCUGGACCACCCUGCGCUCGCGGGGAGUGGCAUGAUGAAGAGUGAUGACCAGGAAAGGGUCAUGGCCUGGCUCGAUGAGCAGCAAAAGGCCUCAAGAGAGGUUCUCUAUGUGGCGUUUGGCUCCGAGGCAGAUCGACAUCUUGGCAUUGCACUUUGUGCAUUGUCUCUGUUUUGUGUUAUGCUUCUUUUGGUUCGUCAUCUUUGGUGUGCCUCCGUCGAAGUGUUCCCCUCCCACAAGGUCCGCGUGUCAAAGACGCACGCGGUGCUGCUGGCGGAGACAUUUAAAGCAGGCGGCUUCACUGUUCUCUGGGCUUCCAAAGUGAAGCCAGAUGUGGCCCUCCCGGACAGCGUACUGGUGACGAGAUUUGCACCUCAGCGUGCAGUCCUUGCCCAUCCGGCUGUCUUCGGCUUUUUGUCACACGGUGGCAUGAACAGUGUGAACGAAGCCCUAGCCUUCGGCAAGCCCUUGGCCAUCAUGCCCUUCUUCGGGGAUCAGAUGAUGGUUGCUGUGGUGCACAGAGAGCUUGGGGUUGCCGUCGUCUUGGACAAGCUUUCCGCCACUCCAGAGGAUUUUGUUGCAGCCAUCCGCAAGAUUGCGACGGAGCCCUUCCGCCGACGAUCGUGGGAAAUUAAAGAGCUGAACGAUCAGCGCCGUGACAUGUCUAGGGCAGUGCAGGUCAUCGUCAACCAGGCGACAGGAAAGUUCCACUUGCAUAUACCGCCGUGCCCCAGCCUGUGGAUCCGGUUGAUGCCACUUUUCAUCGGACUGAUCUUUUGGGCGGUGUACUGCGACCUGUGCUGCUGUAUCAGAGUGCAUGUACACAAACCAUGGUGGUGCUGCUGCUGUCGGGGGAGGGCUUUGCCCCCCAAACCGGCUGGAAGCAAGAAGAAUCAGUAG
Symbiodinium natans is the source of this 1593-nucleotide messenger RNA. NCBI's taxonomy places the organism in Eukaryota, Dinophyceae, Suessiales, Symbiodiniaceae. The record is from the annotation of a GenBank genome assembly.